Messenger RNA from Hydractinia symbiolongicarpus, 2200 nucleotides. Its product is annotated as protein sprouty homolog 2-like. The record is from RefSeq and is a predicted model, not a curated record. Gene Ontology annotation, biological process: negative regulation of fibroblast growth factor receptor signaling pathway; animal organ development; negative regulation of Ras protein signal transduction. The transcript is spliced from 2 exons. The coding region runs from base 543 to 1682 and encodes 379 amino acids. NCBI's taxonomy places the organism in Eukaryota, Metazoa, Cnidaria, Hydrozoa, Anthoathecata, Hydractiniidae. Gene Ontology annotation, cellular component: membrane; cytosol.
UAUGGUGUCAAAUAGAUAAAUUUUUAAAUGAGGGGCAAUUAAAUGGUGUAAUUAGCUUAGUGGUAAUUACCUCGCAGACAGAAGUUUGGAUUUUAUCGCACUUGCUAAUUAUAUGUUCUGUCAAAGUGAAAACUGCAGAGAUAAAAUGAGCUUGAAAGCAGUGAACACGUUACGAGGAGCCAUAUUUUUGUAUAUGCUUGCGAUAUUUGAAGCAAAGUUUUGAAAGGCUUGCAAAAUUACACUCGGAAGUAAUUAUUGAGCAAGUAUAUAUGAGACAAAAGAAAGAAAAAAAAUUUUACACUGGAAAGCAGAUAUCGUUUCACACGUUUAUGAGGAAGAUUUCACGCGAAUAAUCGAUGUUUUGAAAGACGUAAUACAAAAAAAGUUGUACUAGCCUUCGACAGUGUUCGCCAAUAUAAGAAGUUAUUAUCAAGAGAGAAAUUGUUCUUGUAGUAAUUAAAGAAAGUAAAAAGUUUUAAUUGCAAACACUAAGAAUGAAUAACAUGCAGAGAUAAAAUAUUAAGAGAGAGAAAAAAGUUGAGAUGGAAGCAAAAUGUUCAACGAGUGAUGAUGAAGACGACACAGAGUUGUUAUGGGUGAAAGCAGGUGAACCGGGUGAAAAACCAACUAUUAUUCGGCAAAUUCGUUCGGAGAGCUCGUCCAGCGGAUCAAGAGAUAAUUCCGGCGGCUCAGGAUGCAAUCGUAAAGCAUUACUUACUGUGGAAAACGGUACUGUGUAUAGAACUGGGACAAGUAAUGAAUCGUUGAAUAAAUUACAAACUCUUGCCAGAACUUCUAGCAAUGACUCUCGUGUUAUUGUGGUGAACGUUAGUGAACAAAUAUAUCCGAUUAAUAUUGACAAGCAACGCCUCCAACGGUGGAGAGACUUGCAUAGCCCACGAGGAACAAGAAAGGAGCUUAGUAGUAGCGUCAAAAAGUGCCAGAAUAAUAACAUUGAGACUAAUGACAAAAGCACGUCGAUUAGAUUAAUGAAACGACCCUUGAGUCAACCAUUAAGACCUCUGUCUAAUGUUUCGCCAAAAAUUGAAAGAUGUGCAAGCGCUGAGCAUUCUUCUAGUCCUUUCAACAGAGUUAAAGCCCUGAGAACAAGAGACGAAGGGUACACUUCUCUCAGCGAAGACUGUAAAGAUUCAGAUACUGAGUCUGUACGUUCUAGAUCUCUUCCUAGUUCCUGGAGGCCUUCGUACCUUAACAAAAGAGAAGAGCCUGACAUUCAAAAAUACGCUCAACGAUUGACGAGUAAUCAAAAUGUCGACGUAAACUUUACUUCUUGUGAGCAAGAAUGCUCGAAACACCGUUUGCUGAAUAAAAAAACAAAGAAAAAUAAAAGGAAUCAUAAAAUAAGACAUCAUGUCGAAAAUGCUAUAGAAUUAUGCACUUGUUUUGUUUGUUUGCGUUCUGCAGUUUACCACGCUGAAGACGAAGAUGACACAGACAGCUUAGUGGAUCAUCCCUGUUCUUGUGAGACACCAAACGGGAAAUGUUGCGCACGGUGGGCUGUGAUUAGUUUAUUGGUCUGUUUUUUACCCUUUUUGUUGUGCUAUCCACCAUUGAAGUCAUGCCUAUGCAUUCACGAUGCACGAAUAAGAAGGAAAAAAAAGAAAAAAGAAAAGAGAAUGGAAAAGAAAAGAAUUAAGAUGCAACAUCAACAAAAGUUAUAGCAGGAAUUAUUUAUUUUUUGUAUUUUUUUUUGUUUUCUUUUUAUAUUUUGUUAUUAUUAUUAUUUUUCUACUUGAGUUGAAGUUUUUACAAAACGUUUGCGAAACUUUCUGUUCGAAAAGUGCCCCUUUUUUGAGAAAAUCUAUUUGCUGGCUUAACAUUUUUCAAAUAAAUAAAAAUUUUAAAUUGUGAUAUUGGAAAUACAGUUAGCCAAGACAAAAAACUGACUAGGUUGAUAAAUCGAUUUUUAAAUGCAGUUGGAUUUAUUACAAUUCCUGUUUGGUACACACACACAAGCACAAAAAUAAUCUUUUCGGAUGUAAUAUAUUUUGAUCAUGUUUCCAAUAAGGAAAUGGCACGUAAUUUGUCAGCCACUUUUUGAACAAACAUGUACAGAAUAAAAAAUGCACAAACUUUAUAUAUGUCAUAUAUAUAUACUAAUUUUAUUUUUCUAGAGAUUAAAAAAAAAACCUUGUACAUACGAUAUCUGCAUAUUUAUAUUCGUGAAGAAAACUUAUCA